GUGUGUAUAUAAGGCAAGCGUUGUCCAACAAACGACGAGUAGCCUCCACUGCCUCGGCAAUCCAACCACUUCCCGAGAUCGGUUAUACUACAUUAAAGACUGGAGUAGUUCGUCAUACGAUUUUCUUCAGUAUUUUUGUAUUAACCGUCUCCAAGCGACUUCCCUUAUCCUGGACUCUUUAAGUUAAGUGUCAAUCAGUGCGAAAAUGACCAUCUCAAUGGAUCCCGGGCCCGGUUUGGCGGCCCUGCAAGCAUGGGGCGGCCAAGUCGCAGCUUACGGCGCUGCAAAUCAAACUGUCGUCGACAAAGUGCCUCCAGACAUGAUGCACAUGAUCGACCCUCACUGGUAUCAAUUUCCGCCUAUGAACCCACUUUGGCAUGCGCUGUUAGGAUUUACAAUUGGUGUUCUGGGAUUUGUUUCGAUAUCGGGCAACGGCAUGGUCAUCUACAUCUUUAUGUCAACUAAGAGUCUUAAAACGCCGUCAAAUUUGCUUGUGGUCAAUCUUGCUUUUUCGGACUUCCUCAUGAUGUGCGCCAUGUCUCCAGCUAUGGUAGUUAAUUGUUACUAUGAAACUUGGGUAUGGGGUCCUUUUGCAUGCGAAUUGUACGCCUGUGCUGGUUCUCUAUUUGGAUGCGCUUCAAUUUGGACAAUGACUAUGAUAGCUUUCGACCGAUACAAUGUAAUCGUUAAAGGUAUAGCAGCUAAGCCCAUGACCAACAACGGCGCCCUUCUUCGCAUACUUGGAAUCUGGGUAUUUUCACUAGCUUGGACUCUCGCUCCCUUCUUUGGCUGGAACAGAUAUGUGCCCGAAGGAAACAUGACUGCCUGCGGAACAGAUUACUUGUCCAAGAGUUGGGUCAGCCGAAGCUACAUCCUUAUCUACUCCGUUUUCGUUUACUUCUUGCCGCUUCUUCUUAUCAUCUAUUCUUACUUCUUUAUUGUUCAGGCCGUAGCUGCUCAUGAAAAGGCAAUGAGGGAACAGGCUAAGAAAAUGAAUGUGGCCUCCCUCAGAUCUUCAGAAGCGGCAAACACCAGCGCUGAAUGCAAACUAGCCAAGGUUGCAUUAAUGACCAUUUCCUUAUGGUUCAUGGCGUGGACACCAUACCUUGUCAUCAACUAUACCGGAGUGUUUGAAAGCGCACCCAUUAGCCCUCUGGCCACUAUUUGGGGCUCCCUCUUCGCCAAGGCUAACGCCGUCUACAAUCCUAUUGUAUAUGGCAUCAGCCAUCCUAAAUACCAAGCCGCCCUGUACGCCAAGUUUCCAUCGCUACAGUGCCAGUCGGCUCCAGAGGACGCCGGCUCGGUUGCUUCUGGCACCACCGCGGUCUCCGAGGAGAAACCUGCAGCGUGAAUGGACUUUACAAACAACGAACGACACUGCAGCCAACUGGAAAUACGAUUCUGCCGAAGCGAUGUUCUUUAUUAUUUUUUAUAUGCAAACAUUUUACAUUUGUACAAAGCUGUAAACUCGAACACAGAGCGUGUGCUGGUUGCAAAAUAUUCAGGUUAGGUCAUUACAUGUAACAUUUAGUAUAUGACUCCUGCGUAUUUUGAGUUCACGUUUUGUGUCUCGAGUUGAACGUUGCACACUUUUCUUAUGCCUUACAUAUGCUUGAAAUUACGGUUAGCGACAUGAAAAAAUAAAAAAAAAAUACAGUGAAUAUAUAAUGUCGUUAGACCGUUCCUUUACCUAUGAGACUGCUCCCUUAGAUAUAGAUAACGAUAGAUUUCUUAACGACGAAAUAAGCUCUGUAUCUUGGACAAAUAAAGCAUAUUAUUAAGCAA
This is a messenger RNA of Manduca sexta (tobacco hornworm), 1785 nucleotides long. Its product is annotated as opsin-1-like. Gene Ontology annotation, molecular function: G protein-coupled receptor activity. The transcript has 9 exons. The record is from RefSeq and is a predicted model, not a curated record. NCBI's taxonomy places the organism in Eukaryota, Metazoa, Arthropoda, Insecta, Lepidoptera, Sphingidae. Gene Ontology annotation, biological process: visual perception; phototransduction; G protein-coupled receptor signaling pathway. Gene Ontology annotation, cellular component: membrane. The coding region runs from base 206 to 1351 and encodes 381 amino acids.